AAUGAUUCUCGUCUCUUUGAUAACCGCAUCUCUGCUGGCAGGAUCUUUUGGAAAAAGUUUUACAGAGUGCAGCUUUGGUGAAUCUGAACAAACCUCAUGUUUAGCUGCGGCUGGAAAUUUUUUUUUUUUUAAACUGAUGAGCAAAGACUUUGAAGACUUGAAGCUCCUAAAGGAUGGCAAGUUUAGAAUCUUUAGGACAGUAAAUGAAUCAGUAAUAAUUGAUGCUCCCUAUACAAACAAAGUCCUUUUUUUUAAAAAUGGAACAAUCAAACUGAACAACGUUUCAAAGAAAGAUGCUGGAAAUUACACGCUUGAGGAGUUCAACUACAAAGGGAAACGACUGAGAAAUUGCAGUAUCAAUCUUAAAGUAUUUGAUCCCGUGUCUGUGUUAACGGUGUCUCAGCAGUGUUUGUCACCAGAACAGAAGAAAGUCACAUGUUUGUUUGAGGGCGAUGAAGCAGCACUCUCUCUGACUUUGAACGAUCACUUACUUUUACGAUCAAACAAAUACAGUCAGUUUCUGAACAACGAUACAUCUGAAAGAUCCAGAGUGUUUAAUGUUUCUGUCAUCAUACAUGGACAACUUCUUGGAAACAUCACAUGCAAAGUCUGGAACAACGUCAGCAGAAAUGAGAUGGAUAUUAGCCUCACUGCUUGCAACGGUGCAGGUUCACAACCAUUUUUUGUGGUUGCCGUUGCUGCAAUCACUGCGUUAGUUUCUCUCUUAGUUUACGCAGCUUUGACCGCCACUCUGAUCAAACUUUGCAAAAAACAAAGAGCUGUGGUGGUUAAUGCAGGUAAGUCACUCUUAUGGAAUUCUGAUAAAAUUAAUAUUAUAAAAGCAUUAAAAAGAAAACAAAUGUCUGUCCAGGUGACUCAGAAGACAAUGUUAUCUACACGGAUGUGACAGUGAAUAAAAGGAAAACUGAAGCCAGACUACAAGACAGCGCCAGACAGCAAUUUUUCAUUUGAAAAGUAUAAAAUAAUUUUUUUUUGUUUACAUUUUUUUGUUGUUCCUUUAUCUUUGUUUCUAUCUGUAACAUGUUACCAGUGUAUAGAAGCAUUUAAAUACAGAAUUAAUCAAAAUGACCACUUAAAAGAUUUGAAAAUGUGUUUUGUUUUAUUGUUUGACCUAAUGUUACCACAAGAUAAAAUAAAAUGACUUCUUUAGA
Molecule: messenger RNA, 1172 nt
Organism: Oryzias melastigma (Indian medaka)
Lineage: Eukaryota; Metazoa; Chordata; Actinopteri; Beloniformes; Adrianichthyidae
Exons: 4
Coding region: 2-907 (301 amino acids)
Source: RefSeq, a predicted model, not a curated record